AUGUUGACGAAUGCUCAACCAACGCGCAUUCUUGUCACUCAAGACGGCCUCUUGUACAAACCACCCAGUUGGCCAACUACACUGUGUUCAUAAUGUUGACAGAAUGCUCAACCAACGCGCAUUCUUGUCCACUUCAAACCGCGUCUUGUACAAACACAGUUGGCCACUACACUUGCCUCAUGGCUAAUAGUUGGUUUGUAGGAGAUAGGCAAGAAAUUGUAAACGGAUGCAGAUAUUGUACAGAUGUUGACGAAUGCUCAACCAACGCGCAUUCUUGUCACUCAAACGCCUCUUGUACAAACACAGUUGGCAACUACACUUGUUCAUGUAAUGAUGGUUUUAUAGGGGAUGGCAGAUAUUGUACAGAUGUUGACGAAUGCUCAACCAACGCGCAUUCUUGUCACUCAAACGCGUCUUGUACAAACACAGUUGGCAACUACACUUGUUCAUGUAAUAGUGGUUUUGUAGGAGAUGGCAGAAAUUGUAACGAUAUUGACGAAUGCUCAACCGAUGCGCAUUCUUGUCACUCAAACGCGUCUUGUACAAACACAGUUGGCAACUACACUUGUUCAUGUAAUGAUGGUUUUGUAGGGGAUGGCAGAUAUUGUACAGAUGUUGACGAAUGCUCAACCAACGCGCAUUCUUGUCACUCAAACGCGUCUUGUACAAACACAGUUGGCAACUACACUUGUUCAUGUAAUAGUGGUUUUGUAGGAGAUGGCAGAAAUUGUAACGAUAUUGACGAAUGCUCAACCGAUGCGCAUUCUUGUCACUCAAACGCGUCUUGUACAAACACAGUUGGCAACUACACUUGUUCAUGUAAUGAUGGUUUUGUAGGGGAUGGCAGAUAUUGUACAGAUGUUGACGAAUGCUCAACCAACGCGCAUUCUUGUCACUCAAACGCCUCUUGUACAAACACAGUUGGCAACUACACUUGUUCAUGUAAUGAUGGUUUUGUAGGGGAUGGCAGAUAUUGUACAGAUGUUGACGAAUGCUCAACCAAUGCUCAUACUUGUCACUCUAACGCGUCUUGUACAAACACAGUUGGCAACUACACUUGUUCAUGUAAUAGUGGUUUUGUAGGAGAUGGCAGAAAUUGUAACGAUGUUGAGGAAUGCUUACUCAAUGCUCACACUUGUCACUCAAACGCCUCUUGUACAAACACAGUUGGCAACUACACUUGUUCAUGUAAUAGUGGUUUUGUAGGAGAUGGGAGAAAUUGUACAGAUGUUGACGAAUGCUCAACCAAUGCUCAUACUUGUCACUCUAACGCGUCUUGCACAAACACAGUUGGCAACUACACUUGUUCAUGUAAUAGUGGUUUUGUUGGAGAUGGGAGAAAUUGUACAGAUGUUGACGAAUGCUCAACCAAUGCUCAUACUUGUCACUCUAACGCGUCUUGUACAAACACAGUUGGCAACUACACUUGUUCAUGUAAAAGUGGUUUUGUAGGAGAUGGCAGAAAUUGUAACGAUGUUGACGAAUGCUCAACCAACGCUCAUACUUGUCACUCAAACGCGUCUUGUACAAACACAGUUGGCAACUACACUUGUUCAUGUAAUAGUGGUUUUGUAGGAGAUGGCAGAAAUUGUACAGAUGUUGACGAAUGCUCAACCAAUGCUCAUACUUGUCACUCUAACGCGUCUUGUACAAACACAGUUGGCAACUACACUUGUUCAUGUAAAAGUGGUUUUGUAGGAGAUGGCAGAAAUUGUAACGAUGUUGAGGAAUGCUUACUCAAUGCUCAUACUUGUCACUCAAACGCCUCUUGUACAAACACAGUUGGCAACUACACUUGUUCAUGUAAUAGUGGUUUUGUAGGAGAUGGCAGAAAUUGUAACGAUGUUGAGGAAUGCUUACUCAAUGCUCACACUUGUCACUCAAACGCCUCUUGUACAAACACAGUUGGCAACUACACUUGUUCAUGUAAUAGUGGUUUUGUAGGAGAUGGCAGAAAUUGUACAGAUGUUGACGAAUGCUCAACCAAUGCUCAUACUUGUCACUCUAACGCGUCUUGUACAAACACAGUUGGCAACUACACUUGUUCAUGUAAAAGUGGUUUUGUAGGAGAUGGCAGAAAUUGUAACG
This is a messenger RNA of Rhopilema esculentum, 2088 nucleotides long. The record is from RefSeq and is a predicted model, not a curated record. Lineage: Eukaryota; Metazoa; Cnidaria; Scyphozoa; Rhizostomeae; Rhizostomatidae.